GCACCGCUUAACUUGGCGCGCCUGGGAAGGGGGGUUGGUCUCAUGCGACGUGGCAACCCGAAGGGAAGGCGAGAAGCCCGUCGGCCGCGGCAGACGGCUCCAGCGCUCGGCGAGACCUGCGGCGGCGGACGACGGGGGGCCAAGCAGGAGAGUUUGGUCGACUUUGCGGAGAGCCGGAGUCAACUCUUUUGCCUAAGUGCUGUAGGCCCGAUUUGAUCCGGCCUCUUCCAACCUUUCUUUCUGCCAGCUGUGAGCCUUUUGUUGGCAUCUCGUCUAAGGAAGAAAAUCUGGAGAGGAAAUUUACUGCACUCAAAAUAAUCACUGUGGAACCAUUUAUAUUGUGAAUCUGAAGUUGGGGGGAUCAUUCAUUACUCGAGGAGCCACACAAUCAAAAAGCAGUUGAUAACAUGGCCAAGAAAAACAGUCAAAAAGAUGCCUCCGGGGUGGUGUUUGACACUCAUUCUAAAAUGGUCAUGUCCCAGGGUGGAACGUUUGAGCGGAUGAAGGAGAAGAUCAGCGCCGUCAGGGCAGUCGUCCCCAACAAAAGCAACAAUGAGAUUGUUCUGGUGUUGCAGCAUUUUGAGAAUUGUGUCGACAAGGCGGUCCAAGCAUUCUUAGAAGGCAGCGCGGUGGAGAUCCUGAAGGAGUGGAAUGUGACUGGCAAAAAGAAGCCCAAGAAGAAAAAGAAGCCCAAGCCCCAGCCGGAGCCGGAGCCGGAGGCCACGGCGCCGCCGGCAACGCCGCCUGCGGAGAACAAGGAGGAGGUGAACGGUUUUCACGCCAACGGGUCUGCGUUGGACGGAGAGUCUCUGGAUUCUCUGAGCGAACAGUUGGACUCGGCCUCCCUGGACGCGGUGGAGCUGGACUCUGAAGCGGCCAUAUCGGAAACGACAGGUGCAGAAGCGGAGAGUCAAGUUGCCGCCCCCAGCCCCAUCUCCCAGCAGGGCAGCAGGAAUCACCGGGGCCCCAGGGGCAACAAGACACGCCACAGGCCAGUCUCCAACUCCCAUCCCCCUGCAUCUUCCACAGCACCCAACGCCACCGAGCUGCAAGGGUCAUCAGGAAUCAAGAAGACGGCGCCCAAUAUUGACCGCUCCGUGAAAGAUCUGCAGAGGUGCACCGCCUCGCUCACCCGCUACAGGAUGGUGGUCAAAGAUGAGAUGGACUCCUCAAUCAAAAGGAUGAAGCAAACGUUUGCUGAGCUCCAGAGCUGUCUAAUGGACAGAGAAGUAACUCUACUGGCUGAAAUGGACAAAGUCAAAGCGGAGGCCAUGGCCAUCCUGGAUGGCCGUCAGAAGAGAGCAGAGGAGCUCAGACGGCUCACAGACAAGUCUGCGACCAUGUCUGAGGACCAGUUGACUGAACUAAGGGCGGACAUUAAGCACUUUGUGAGUGAACGUAAAUAUGACGAGGAUCUCGGGAAAGCUGUGAGGUUUACAUUUGAGCUUGAACCACUGAAGACGAGCAUCGCAGGCUUCGGAUCAGUUUACCACCCGCGGACCGGCUAUUCGGAUCGCUCUCGCUGCAGUUCCACUUCCUCCUCCGUCGCCAGCCCAGGGCUGCUGGAAACCCCUUCCACCACCCAACCGCCAAGUGCAAGCAGCGAACACCGCCCUCCACCAGCCAAGCAGAUUUUCCAAGGCAACAGGCGUACUUUCCAAGGACAGGGCUAUCACUCCGGUGGCCCGCGGUAUAACGGCGGCUCAUACCACGACCGGAACCCCGCCCGCUCCACUUACCGCUCGCAGGGUAACGGGAGUCAGGGCGACGGCCAAGGCCCCUCCGGCCCCUCCUCGCAGCACUCGGGCAACUCACGAGGUCCCUCCCACGCCUCAAACGCCAGCCGCCAAGACCGACCCUCUCAUAACGGGCUGCCCCAAAGGCCUCCGCGGACGCCGUGCCCUUGACAGCGGAAAAUCCCCGGCUCCGUCGAACCCCCGUCUACUAACCCCUUGCACUCCCCCUCCCGGUACCCGCAGCCCCCCCCCCCCAAGCCCACUAACUACUUUCGAUGAAGAA
This is a messenger RNA of Lampris incognitus (smalleye Pacific opah), 2019 nucleotides long. It is a transcript of the gene spats2, whose product is annotated as spermatogenesis associated serine rich 2. Bases 408 to 1907 code for a protein of 499 amino acids. Gene Ontology annotation, cellular component: cytoplasm. The record is from RefSeq and is a predicted model, not a curated record. The transcript is spliced from 13 exons. NCBI's taxonomy places the organism in Eukaryota, Metazoa, Chordata, Actinopteri, Lampriformes, Lampridae. Gene Ontology annotation, molecular function: protein binding.